Messenger RNA from Spodoptera litura, 5331 nucleotides. RefSeq lists its product as uncharacterized. Gene Ontology annotation, biological process: axonemal central apparatus assembly; epithelial cilium movement involved in extracellular fluid movement. Lineage: Eukaryota; Metazoa; Arthropoda; Insecta; Lepidoptera; Noctuidae. Gene Ontology annotation, cellular component: axonemal central apparatus. The record is from RefSeq and is a predicted model, not a curated record.
AUGGCACCUAAAAAAGGAAAAGUAGCUCCCGAGCCACCGGAUGAAAACGCUUGGAAAACAGAGAUUCAAGAAGCACCGAUAGACGAAGAAAAUUUUGCGGUUAAAGUAAUAAUACUUGAAUCUGCUGGUAGUGAACAGGAACGGAUAUAUCUCAAUAAAUUUGAAAUAUUUGCCGCUGAAGAAAAACGUUUUGUCAUCAAAAACAUAUGUAAAAGUGAGACAAUAUUUAUGAUAAAUCAACUAGGUGCGGAGAAAAAAGUUAAAGAUGAAAAUCUUAGAAUUUUCGAAGAAGCUCAGUCAUAUCUAAAAGAUAAGAAAGACAUUCCAGCAGAUGUAUUAUCUUUAGUAAUUAAACAUCUUAUAAUGAAAAUGAAAGACGAGUACCUCUAUAUUCAACGUCAAAGACUUGAAGUUAAGUUGGGUAUGCAAAAAGAAUCUAUCACUAUGCUUGAUCAAGGAGAAGUGAAGGGUACUGCAACUUCAAAAACACGCUUGGACGCCAGUCACAGUAAGAGUCGAAUGAAGGAAGGCGACGGAGAUGGUCGUUCGGACAACAAAAAAUACAAAACCCAACUUAGAGUGAGAGGUGAGGAAUGGAGAGAUAAAGUAUACGUAGACGACUAUCCUACCGACGGACCCAAUAUUUAUGUCGCUGUAACAGGUUUUGUAGACCCUUACCUACCAUCAUGUUUAGUAAAAGCUAACAUACCAUUGACAGCAAUAGUGCAAAUAAGAAUAGAUCCAUCGAACACUUCGAUACCAUCUAGUUUAUUACGAACCACAAAAAGAGGUCAAAGUCUCACAGAAUUAUUAACUGAAAAAUCUAUGAAAUUUUGGGAAGAUUUACAGUUAUUGCGAAUACGAAGAGAGACUGUUGACGAUUUUAAGGAAACCGCUUUUAUUGUAUUUUCUCCUCCGUAUUGGAAUUCAGAAAAUCUGUCUGGGAAUCCCGAUAAAAUAUAUGACGAACUGUGUUAUCUAAUGUACGACAUUCAGGAUUUGUCUAGGCAACAUGUCCAUUAUAAAGAAAACAUGCACAUUAUUAAUAUACCUACUGAUGUUGGCAAUUUACAUCUCAACAGACAAUAUGAAAAACAAAUUGCUGACUUUCCUCUGGAAUGUGUAACCAUGUAUUCAUUCUUAGAUGUUCUUCUUCAAACAGCAUGUAGCCCUCAAGAUUAUGAUGAUGAGACUAGUAGAAGUUCCUUAUCAACAGCUGCUACUAUAAAUCCCUUACAUUACUAUCAUCACAAAAACUUGACUGAAGAACAUAAGCGUAGCAUUUCUGAACAUCUGGUGAAGAAUCUUUUUAACACAUUAUGUAAUACGGAGGCUACUAAAAAAACGUACCGCCUAACGUACGGAGAAGAAUAUGAAGAUCAAAAAGAUCCUAUUGUGAUCGAUUAUGGAGAUUUUGUUAAAUAUAAUACGUUUCAAUUAGGAAAUAUAAAUUUAGAUAACAUCGUCUACUCCUCCUUGCUUGGUAUGCCUACAAACAAUUUAUGGAACAAUCAAAGUCGACCAGAUGGUGAACUCGAGGCCAAAGUUAAUUUUCAUGUAAAUGUUUUAUUGUCAUGUUUUGAAAGAGAGGACGUUGAAACCGCUGAGUUGAAUAGACUGCUUAAUAUUUUAGCUUGCCGCAAAUUGUAUAAUCAUCGAAGUUCAUUAAAGAAGCGACAUUUACCAACGACCACUAUAACAGAGUUUAAGAAAACUUAUUUAAAGCGCAGUCUUGUUGCUGAACCUCUUCCUGCAUGUCCUUCUUUAGCUGCUAGCGGUCAAAAUCUAUCUCCAUCUUUUCCGUCUAUGACAAAGAGUGAAAAUGAUUACGAAUGCGCAUAUUCCCAAGAAGACCCUGAUCCUGAAAUCCGUCGAUUGAAACACCUUUUCGAUUGUCCAGAUAUAAGUGGCUUAGUCACAGCUGCUGAAAUCGAAAAUAAUCAACCUAUCUCCAAGCACAACAUUAUAGACGAUUACGACUUUUUUGAAGAUCUUUCUGGAACCUGUGCUUUUCAAAUUUUACGUGACGCGUUUAAUAAAUUCAACUGUGUUGACUAUAAACAUUGUGAGGUCACUGAUUGUUUUAUUCUCAUGUUUUUCAAUAGUCACGACAAAGAAGGUAUAGCGCGUGAGGAGUGGCGAUGUCAUUUAACAACACCUCUUUGCUUGCAAGAUUUUUUUGAUUUUAUUUUAGAAGAGCAUUAUGACUGGAUACAAAACGAAGAGAAAAUUUAUGAUGAAAAUCUUUUAUCCCAGGCUAAUUCGGAAUCUAAAGAUGUUAUUGAUCCUCAUGAAUCAAAAACUUGUCUAGAAACUACUGAUGUCGAAACAGAAUUGCUGAUGGACGGUUCCAUAAAACAUGACACAAUUAAAAAAGAACGUAUUCUCCGAGACGCAGCAGACCCAACAAAUACUUCAUUGCAAAAGUCGAAGUCACAGGUUUCCAUUGAUUUACAAAGUACUAAAAAACGUAGAUCAUCUGCCUCACAACGAACUGAUGGACAGUCGCAUCAAGGGAUUGCAGAAUUUCAAGAUUCUAUUGAUACGAGCAUACCUACAAAACCUUUCUUAGGUUACGACUUAGGCGAUAGAAGAGUCGAAGUUUUUGGAAAAGACGCUGUAUUUUUUUCUAAAGAUGGUACUAAAGUGACAAGUUUUUAUACUUUGCUUAUACCAUAUAACUUGGAAUACAUCGUCCUAAACAUUUUACCUGGAAAUAGUUACAAUGAAUUUUGGUUACAUAAAGCUUUAGGUGAGUAUGUUCCACCAAGUAUCAAAGAUGCUUGCGACUCGUUUAGAAUUACAAGUAAAGAUCAAGUUAUGAUGUAUUUUAAAAAGCAAUUGUAUCGUGUGCCAAUAAUGCCAGAUAGUAAUAAUGAAAACACGCCACCUACUGAGAAAAAAAGGUCAGGAAUUGAUAAACAGAGCUCUGUGAUAGAACAGUUGUAUGAAACUAAACAUUACCACUCUCUUUAUGUUACUUGGCCUAACGGUUUGAUUACUGAAACAGUAUAUCUGGAAAAUUCAUCUAUACUUUCACAUAUCAAACUAUAUCAUACUUGCCGAAUGCCACAUCUUGAUGAGGAAAUGCGAUGUAUUAGUCUAAACGGUGAAGUAAUUAUUUUUAAAGAAUCUGGUCUAAUUGAAGUUCUUAGGCCAGAUGGAACUUAUAUUAAAUUAACAAAAUAUUAUAAAAGAGUGGUCCCUCCUCCUGACCAGGAAGUAAAAGAUACUGCUUCGGAGAAGGGUAAGAGAAAAAGUAAGGGUAAAAUAAGCAAAACAUCAACAAAAUCUACCAGCAGUCGGGUAAAAGUAUCGCAGGAUGAUAAUAAACCAUUGGAUGAUAAACCACCGGAAUAUGAAAUUGUAAUUAACGAUUUUGAAAUCAUAGAAACCACAGGUUUGAGACAAAAGUGGAUUGAUAAUGUUUCUUAUAACAUAGAAAAAUUGCUUAUUCGUACGGCUUCUGAUUACUGCUUGGGAGAAGUUUUCUCUAGACGCAUGGAUGGUACAAAUAUUUUAGUAAAUAAAGAAGGUAUGCAAAUUGUUACAUUUCCUGACAAAACAAGAAUAAUUUCCUAUUAUGUAAUUGAUGAUGAAGAAGUCUACCCAGAAUGGACAGAUGUGGAAAUGGAAUACUUUGAAAUGUUUGAUCCUGAUACGAUCGAUGACGGCAGGUCUAAACUGUCAGUUUCGCAAAAAAGUUAUACAGGUGCUGCGUACACAUGCGAAAGCAGUGCCUCAACGUUUUCAAAAAAGCUAGAGGAGGAAGAGUCAAAAUAUAAGAAACGGACAGAUGGUUACGUUUUGGUGCAUAUUGUAUAUUCAAUAGAACAUCAAAAUUUUAGUACAAUCACAAUAAAUAAUGUUACUGGCAAGGUAUCUGUGGACUCACCGAAUGAAACAACUGUGGUGGUAGAUAAAAACAACAACUACGAGAUGAAAUUAGAUAGUGGAACAUCGGCUAGUUUUAAUGGAGAAUUUUUAAACAUAUCUUACGAAGCGUGUUCUGAAUGUAGUGCUUACACAUACUGCAACGUAAAAAUAAUUAAUGAACCUGAAGACAAUGCAACAAAUGAUGAAUUAAUAAAAGUUGAACCAAAUUGGCUCAAAUUGACAGAUUCGUUUAAGGUACAAAUGGUAGUAAAUGAAGAAGGUGCUAUCAGCAUCUCAGAAGAAGAGACGGCUUCCGAGGACGAACGAGCGGAGAAUUUACCCAAUGAAGAGGAAAGGACAAAAGCUCCAAAUGACACCGAAGAAAAAGAGCCUGACGUGAAAUCUGAGAGUUCCGUCGUUUCUCAUGGAAAGUGCAGAGAGAUGUACUUAGCGAAAAAAUUCAGAUUUUUUAUCCUGAAACGUGAACUACAUUGUGCAGAGCUUCUCCAUAGAGCAUUACUGGAUGAAUACAAGCGUUCUUGUCGAUGGAAGCCUUGGUGUUCUAUCAAUUAUUACGAUACGUUUGGAGAUCAUAGAAACCUUGUGUCAAUUCUAACUCCGGUCCAUCGAACGGAAACUGAGAAAUGGUUGAUGGAAUCGAAAUUGGCUAACACACCCAAGUUUCUCCAAUACAAAGAUCUGAAAAAAGAUUGUGGAAAAGGGUUUUACCACUGGAUGAGACCUUACGAUAGAUUUGUCGCUGAGCCUACAAGGCCAUGCAAUGUUUUGCCAGAGCGUCUCCCUAGAGCAUUUAUUCUUAGGACUUUAGAACAAGAAUGGAAUGAAACACAAAGAGAGGAACUAGGAGGAGCAAAGGAGUUGAUUAGGGCAGUGCUCCGGUACCGAUGUAUUAUGGAGUCUGACAGCGAGACCAUCCUGAGCGUCCCUAUUAUAGACUCCAGAGAUGAAGACGAGCGCAAAAUUGAUGACAUCAUACAAGCUCUUGCACAUAAGAUAUACGAAGAUCUAAAGGUUACAAUGUCUGACGAAAUUCAGAGACGAUCUCGACCUUCCAUCACGACGAAACCAGCUCCAGAACCCGAAGACUUGUCUGUUCUUGAAGAAUUGCUGGAAGAUGAAGCAAAGCAAACAGAAGAAGAACGGGAGAGUUCUUUGAGAGAAGUUGAUGAAGCAGAGCAGAUGAGCCCCUGCCUGCAGAGGUAUUGGCGUCGCCGCAACGAGGAGUACAAAGAGGAACAAUUUUAUAUGUACCUUCUCCGAGAAAGCACUGUCCCCCCAUACUUCAAAAAUGUUCUUGGUGGUGCUAUUUGGUGGGACGUACACAACGCGACCGGUAAUGCAGUCUGCAUAGCUGAACGACGCAAGAUGAAGUGUGUUUGUGCUGUCGAAGAAGAAACUACUACUGCCAGUGAUAUUGUAAAUCCUUUCAUGUAG